UACCUCCAAAGAAUCCUACACACCAUAUCCUGCCUGGAAAAGUCUUGGUUUUGAACCGUGAAUGUCGGGAUGGUUUGCCUCCGUUGCCAAUCUCCAUUCCUUCCCUUCCAUUCUCAGCUCAAACCCAAACAGAAACUGAAAGCUGAAGGACAGCUUUGGCUCUUCUGCAAAGCUCCUCCAAGGCUGGUUUUACAGAGACAAACUGUUAAUGCAUUUGUGCCUUUGAGGACCAAUUCCCAUUCCAUUGCUGCCAUUCCUCCAUCCCAAUCUGGUGAUGUCACAGUCUUUCUACAAACAAGUGCAUUGCUUCUGGUUGUUUACUUGUUGGCAAAUUUCGUGGCACCAUAUUUCAUCUCCAGGUAUUUCGAAUUCGACAAGGUAGGGGAAGAUCAGAAGAGGAAUGAGAAAUGAUUAAACCUUGGAAGAUGAGGAUGAAGAAGAUAACAGGAAAUGUAGCUCAGGAAUGCAGGCAGCUUUCACUGUAGACAUGACAACAUAUUGGCAAAAACAGACCUGAAAAACUCUACCUUACGGUAGUAUAUGUUUCCUUGUAUGAACAUGUUAUAGUCAUUUUCUCCUAUUAUUUGCCCAAUGCGCAUUUAUCGCCAGACAGUCCCGAUUUACAGAACA
Theobroma cacao (cacao) is the source of this 630-nucleotide messenger RNA. The record is from RefSeq and is a predicted model, not a curated record. Lineage: Eukaryota; Viridiplantae; Streptophyta; Magnoliopsida; Malvales; Malvaceae.